AUGGCUUUUUAUGCUGUAGUAUUACCAAAAUUACUGGUCUUAUUUUGUUUGCUUAGCAUUAUUGAUAGAAUUGAUAUCCAGUACGGCAAAUUGAUCGUUCAAGGAAAAAAUGCAGCAUCACCGCAUGAACAAAAAUCGAUGGAUCGAAAAUUUUUUAUUCCUAUGCAUGCAAUUAAUCAGAAAAGGAAUAAUAUUGAAAAGAAUGCAAAAGAUCUCAUCCAAAAGUUGUCACCAAUAUUGAAUCUUGAUACAAAUCAAUCUAUAGUUGGAGAACAUUUAGCAUCUUCCGAAAGAAAGAAUCCGGAAAAAGCAGCGGGAAUCGAUGAUCAAUAUGAUCUAACAAAUACAUUUAAGGCAGUAUCGCUGCUAACGCACUUACGUUCACUAACUAAUCGCUUUCAGCCAAAUGUUCGACAGUACGAUGAAAGCUAUCAUCAAGAAAACGGAUUGAUUAAUACUGCAAAUAAAAAUACGAAAUCUGAGAAGAACAAUAAUCUCAUAAACAAUCAGCAUGAUAACACUAGAAAAUGGCAUUUAAGUAAGGAAGAUAUUUCAAAGAUUGAUAAUUUCACUUUGGAAUUGAAAAAAUUGAUUGAAGAAUCAGCAAGUGGUGCUCUUCGUCGAAAUCCACGAGAUAGCUUUCUAUACGAUCCUUUAACUUUGACUUCCACACAAAGUGAAACUGAUAUGAAUAGCACUAAUAAAAAUGGAAAAGAGCUGGAAAUAAAUGAAACGAUGAGUGUAGGGAAGUCUUCAGAACUUGCUACCACAUCAAAUUUUCCAAGAACAUCAGAAUCAAAAACUGAAAGUGAACAAGAAAGAUAUUCGGAAACGAUGAGUGUGGGAAAGUCUUCAGAAUUCGCUACCGCAUCAGAUUUCGCAAGAACAUCAGAGUCAAAAACUGAAAGUGAACAGGAGAGAUAUCCGAAAACUCCUGAAAAUACAUUAAAUACCUUGAUAGAUGAUGUCACAGAAAAUAUGUCUGAAGAACAGUUAACCGGAAAUUUUACAAAUGAAAGAAUAACAACGUCAAAAAUUGAGGACAUACAAGCAAAAAAAAUGCCGAAAGAAAAAUUUAAUGAAUCAGACAGUGACUUUUCUCCUAGCAAAGAAAAUAAAGAUAAUGAGAAUUCGACUUCAAAGAAACAAGAACAUCAAAUAAAAACCGAUGAUGAUGAUAGCAAUAUAUUUGAUGAAUCUGAUCAGGAUGGUGUCCGAGAAGUAUCAAUCCUAUCAAAUUAUAAUAAAGAAAAAAUUAUCUAUGCAUCAAAAUCUCUCGAAGAUCAACCAGAUGUGCCUGAGUCUGACCCUCAAAAUAAUGCUCCAAACAUGGAUUUUAAGAAAGUGAAAUCGCAAGUUGCAGCUGAUGUAUCAGGGAGUAAGACUGAUAAGGAUAUGCCUCAGGAGUUGCAAAGUACAGCGAUAAGUGAUAUUACCUCUGAGGCGAAAGGUCAAGGGUUAACAUUGGGAUGUCAACCUGAUGUCAUCGUAGCAACCAAAAACGAUAAUUUGUAUUACAGUACCGAGAAUUGGCUCGAUGCCAAGAUGCCGAUAGUGGUUCGUCGCACUAAUUGGAAUACGAAUGUAACAAGUUUGAUCACUGAAACUCGUACAACAAACCAAACUCGUAUUACAAUCACAUCGCGCGUUAGUAAUACAACACAUUUCAUCCUAGGAAGCCGCAACUACACCUAUAAUGGCACUUCUUGUUCGGCUUUGCCAGAUACAGCGGCACUGCCAGCAGUAUAUUUGCAGCCGUCACUUGCGGACAUUUACAAUUUUACUGGCACAUCAAUGGCUGAAUUGAUCGAAUUGCUCUUUGACUACAAUUUUAACGAAGGUCGUUUACAAAAUAAAACAGAAGUUGGUGGAAUUGAUGCAAUUUUGUGGCUGGCUUGUGGUAAAAGAAAGGGUAUGAUAAUUCAGUCAGAAGUAGCAUACGCAGGUCAACAUUCCCAGCAGUCAUAUUCAUCAACUGUCAACAACCCAUAUAUUUUGUCUUUGCGAUUUUCUGUGUUUAAUGAUACCGAUAAGACAUUAACUGAUUAUGAUUCGGUUGAAAUUACACAGCUUGAAAUGUUAACUAAUGAUUCACAGUUGGAGACAGAACUGCCCGAAGGAUUGUACUGCAGUGGUUUUCCGGAAGCGAAAACACCGGUCAUGUUUCCAAAGAAAUUCGAAAUGUCCUUUGAUUAUACCGAUGUUGACGGCAAAGUUGUUCACGACAUGGAUAUGUACUACAACGGCAAUGAGCGCAUAUUUUGGAUGCGUUCAAAUAUUCGAGCAGGGAAAGAUACUCCUUUCGUGGGAAACGCAACAAUUCCCGAAGGAAUGACGAGCAUUCAUGUUAUUCAUGAUUUUCAGUACGGGCUUCAGUAUUUGCUGGAUGGAGAGAAUAAUAUUUGUAGCUCUGUAUCGGCGAUCGAUGAAAAUUUUGGUGAUAUUCAGAUGAUGAAUGCAUCAACGAAAGAAAUUGAAUUAAAAAGACCAUCGAAUUUGUUCUUGAGUUCUAGUGAUUCGGCAUUUUAUUAUGCAGGAAAGCGAAUAGUAAAUGACAUACCAUUGGAUGUGUAUGUUACGAAAGUCAAUAGUUCACCUACAAUUUCAACAGUUAUUGAAAUGCUUUAUACUACGGAAAAUUGGGUUGUGGAAACAGCUGUGGCACCUUUUCUUCAUUCAAUAAUUCACUACCAUAAGGAUGAAUCGGGCAAGAAAACAAAGACGAUAAUUCGCCUUCAUUCGUUCAAAAACGAUUCAGAAGCGGGAGUUCAGCAAACUUCACAUUCCAUCUAUCCGUGUCUUAAACUUGUUGAAGACAGUUAUCUGUAUAUCAGUAUCAAGAAUACGACACUGAAAGAUUUGGAAAGUUUUGGGAUUGGACUAGUUCGAGAAGGUUUACGUGAAGCUGUGGCGCACGUUGCUAAUGUUUCUGUGCUUCGAAUUGCCAAUUUCUUCUUUAAGCAAAUUCAAGAUAACGUUGUAGCAUUCUUCAUCAUUGGUGAGGCAUCAGGUGCUAAACCUGCAAAUACAAGUAAUAGAUCUAAUGAAAUAAGUGUUGAAUCAGCCGUUAACUUAUUGAAUGCGACACUGAGGGAAAAGGAUAUAAAAUUCCCUAUUCUCGUUGGUCAUCGCAUGGUGAUGCUCAGUCUUUCAAAAGCAAGUCUGGGUACCAUCCCAACAACCUGGGGAACAUUGCCAGCAUCUACAUUUCAUGGUUAUACAGGUGGUUCGAUGUUUGUUCUUGGUUUCUUCAUGCUUUUGCUUGGUGCAGCACUUAGUAUUGGCAUUGUAUACUUUAUUUGGAAGCGACAACGUUUCACUGGUCUUGCUUACCAAGUAUUUGAGUAA
Messenger RNA from Acanthocheilonema viteae, 3348 nucleotides. Lineage: Eukaryota; Metazoa; Nematoda; Chromadorea; Rhabditida; Onchocercidae. The record is from the annotation of a GenBank genome assembly.